AUGACUCUUUCUUCCUUGUUUGAUUCCUUGGACCGCCUCGAUGAAACCGACGACGACGAAGAGGAUUUUUCUGGCCUCUAUCCCCCUGGAUCGGCGAGUGACACUCCACAUUCGAGUUCUCAUCUGCGAAAAAGAACACACAUGUACAUCGAUGUAGAGGAAAAUGCAGAGGCCAAGCGUGCAAAAAUAUUAGUACCUACGCACGCUUCUUCCACGCUCCAGCCACGACAUGGUGGGACAGGGGCACCGCUCGGUGAAACCGAAAGUAUAGUCCCAAUCCAAAAUUGCGCUAACAGAGAGACCUACCCGACUGCUCAAAUUUCCUCCUCAACCUCAGUCAAAGUACUGGCUGAAUCUGAUCGUAUUGAGGAGCAUUUCGGCAUUCAAACUGUGGAGUCUCCCCCAACUUCAUCGCCUUCCAACUCUAGCUCCAACGGUGAACUAGCCUUUGAACCGGUACCUUCUGAAAACGAUCAAAAAUCUUACUCCUUGGACACGACGCCAACCCCGGCCCAUCAAACGAAAAAUAGAGCCGCGCUUCAUGAAAAGACAAAGCCAAUACCAUCAAAUAGAAUGCCUCGGUCCAGGGCAGAGAGCGGCCAAGGUAAUACUAUUAUUCGCGUACCACGACUGACCUUUUCAAUGGUUAAUAUUCACUUCGUGCCCGCCAAAGCCUCAGUUGCAGAAUCUGCUCCAAUUGCGACGUGUUCCAACGCGGAUCUAUCACAACCCAAUAUUCCGAAACUAGUUUCGCAGGCGGCAUACAAGCCACAGACCAAUCUCGCGCGACCGAGGACCAAAAAGGAGUCAAGGCCGAUUAAACCGUCGAAUUCAUUUCGUGAUCCCGACUUGGUGGCGUCGCGUCAAGAUAACCACGUGGCUCAAGGCGCUAGCGGGUUAUUUGGGGCGCAGAUCACGCUUGUGUCCCGGAAAUCGCGCCACCCAGCUCAAUCGGCACGAGCUCGCGGUCCCAAAGACGUAAAGGACCAAUGUACUACGAUCUCGGAAUUUGCUACAUAUCUGCAAACCCGAUCCAGAGAUGCAGAGGAUACUAACAAGAAGCAAAAACCCAUCUUUUGCGACUUGAUUGUGUAUUAUGCAGCCGAAAUUCCCGGCAAAAAGAUAUCAUAUAGUACGAAAAGACGAAUGGAAAUUCUUUCAGGACUUUUGGCCAAGGUAGUCGGUAACUUUGAUUCCUCCGUCACACACAUCGUCUCGGACUUGCCCGAGAAACCUCUUCUCGAAGUCAUCGGCCUGAGUUCUGUGGACUCGAUACCUCCGUCAGUUUGGGUUGUCGGUUGGACUUGGGUCACAAAGUCUAUGAAUUCUUCACGUCGCCUCGAGGAAACGUCAUAUGAAAGAUUUCACAAGAGGCUAGUUCUAGAUAAUCGGCUAUCUCAUGGACCCAGAGAUAAUCGUAGGAGCAUGUCUGCUGGGAUAGAUGAUGUUACUGAAACGGGAAUGUGCCUGGCUUACAGUAGCGAAGCGUCAUUUCGUGAGGGGUUUGAGUCUCAAGGCGGUGAACAUUCGGCGCCUGCGUCUAGCGGACUUUCGAUUCGCGUGAGCUCCGCAAUUUAUGUUGAGGCCCCUCCAGAUCCUUUGGGAAGUAUAGUUGCGCUUGCUCGUGAGAUGACUCAUGGAGAUUUCAGUUCGGAACGGAGUAGCUCUCCCGAAAUUCCAGAGCCAGAGCGGCUUCCUCGACAAAAGAAUGGCACCAAUAGCACUCGUUCCAACCCAUGUCCUCGUCCUCAUGGGAAUGGAUUCGCGUGUAUGACCGGAAUAUUACCCCUGCUGCGCCAUGCCUUUGGCCUACGGGAACUUCCAGCUUUCACGGCUCAGAGAUAUCUACGAGGCAAAGAAGCAUGA
Messenger RNA from Rhizoctonia solani, 1866 nucleotides. RefSeq names its product DNA polymerase lambda. The record is from RefSeq and is a predicted model, not a curated record. Lineage: Eukaryota; Fungi; Basidiomycota; Agaricomycetes; Cantharellales; Ceratobasidiaceae. Bases 1 to 1866 code for a protein of 621 amino acids. The transcript is spliced from 8 exons.